AAAAAAACUAUUCAACAAAAGAUGCCCAUUAGGUUUGAACGUACAUGUCCGUAUUAGUGUUUUUUAAUUUGGUUUUAUACAGGUAGAAAUAACAGUGGUUCCACAUGAAGGUUUCGUGGAGUUUUUCCUAAACUUUAAUAAGUGCCUAAUAUGGGCAUGACAUCUCCGAGCUCGGUCCGGAAACUUGAAGGCAACAUCACAAGUUCGACCCUGAGAGUUGGGACAUAGAAUGGAGGAACAGCAAAGCAGUACGGAUAUUAAUUUUACCCCUGAUCCAGGGGGAGCAAAAGCAACAAAGAAUUCUUCCUAUGACCAAAGCCCUGAGGAAAUUAUCAGUAGACAGAUGAGUGAACAGGGCCGAUUUGCCUAUGCUGCCUUGUGUGGCGUGUCACUGGGACAUUUAUUUACUGGGAAUGAAAACAGUGCAUUCAGGGAACAGUACCUGAAGGGGUUGGUCGGCUGGCUAGACCUUGAUGAAUCUGUGAUGCCCGUCAUGGGGGCCUUCCUGUCAGGCCUGGGUUUUGAGGGCUCUGACACCUUCUUGUCCAUCCUGCGAGCUGAACCACUAAUGGCUACAGGAGCUAUCCCCAUCAUACAGGACUUGGUGUCUUUCUCAGUGAAAGAUGGCCACUAUGAUGCCAGAGCAAGGGUGCUCAUCCGGCACGUUGGCUUUUUGCUCCGAGUGUCUCCACAAGAGCUGGAAGACUUUGAGGAGACGCUUGGUGAGAAGCUGAGGGAAGGAGGAGAGGAGAGCGAGGAGGAGUCAUCCAGGCGACAGAGGAGAGAAAGGGGUCGAAAAUUAAGACGCUAUCUCCUCGUUGGACUAGCAACUGUUGGUGGUGGAACUUUAAUUGGCGUAACUGGUGGGCUGGCAGCCCCCUUAGUGGCAGCAGGGGCCGGCGCUGUGCUGGGGGCUGGUGGGGCUGCUGCUCUGGGGUCGGCUACAGGCAUCGCAAUCAUGGCCUCCCUGUUUGGGGCAGCUGGAGCUGGACUUACCGGUUACAAGAUGAAUAAGUGUGUCGGUGCAAUAGAGGAAUUUGAGUUCUUGCCGCUCAGCUCUGGAAAGCAUCUUCAUCUUACCGUAACAGUGACAGGGUGGCUCUGCACUGGUAAAUACAGCUCGUUCCAGGCUCCUUGGUGCAGCCUGGGAGUGUGUGGGGAGCAGUACUGUUUGGUGUGGGAGUCACGUUUCCUCAGAGAUCUGGGCUCGGCCAUGACCUCUCUUUUAGAUGGGCUGGUCAGCAUGAUGGCUCAGGAAGCCCUGAAGUACACAGUUCUCUCAGGUAUUGUAACUGCUCUGACAUGGCCUGCCUCUUUGCUGGCUGCCGCCAGUGUCAUCGACAAUCCCUGGUGCGUUUGUUUGAACCGCUCGGCUGAGGUGGGGAAACACCUUGCUCAGGUUUUGAGAAGCAGACAGCAGGGGAAGCGGCCAGUCAGUCUGAUAGGUUUCAGUCUCGGAGCUAGAGUUAUCUACUUCUGUCUUCAGGAGCUCGCUAACGAGGAAGGCAGUGAAGGUGUUGUGGAGGAUGUGGUCCUGCUGGGGGCUCCAGUGGAUGGCUCAGAGAAGGCCUGGGAGAGAAUCACCAAGGUGGUGGCUGGAAAAAUAGUCAAUGGAUACUGUAGAGGGGAUUGGCUCCUUGGGUUCUUGUACCGAAGCUCAGCUGCCCAGCUGUGUGUUGCUGGGCUACAACCAAUUAACAUCAAGGAUCGACGUGUUAUUAAUGUAGACCUUUCCUCUGUGGUGAAAGGUCACUUAGACUACAUGCAUCAAAUGGACACCAUCUUGGUGGCAGUGGGAGUUCCCACCAAAGAGGUCCCAGGAUCCUCCUUUGUGCUUCCUCAACCUGUAACUACUACAAAGGGACCAACAGACACUCAUCCCCAAGCUGAAAUAAAGCACCCCUUGCGGGAGACCCAAAGUCCCAUCCUGGAGGAUGAGACUUGUCUGGCAGACAUUGGUGAGGAAUCAACAAGGACUACGGAGAUUGCAGAUGGCUGGGAUGUCCCCGAUAUCUCAGACCUUUUGGAUGCUCUCAAUAGUGAGGAUAACGAGUCUGAAACUCCACCCAGAACAAUGAACAAUAUACCUGUCUGUCAGGGGAGUGCCACUGAUGAUAGACUUGUUUUUAAUGAGAGUGAUGAUGAACAUGUGUCUUGGGGCUGGGAAGAUGCACACUGGACUGCUGAGCACAGCCACACACAAACAGGACCAAAGCUGUAGGGAAUUCUCUCUAGGAUUAGCUCCUUACUAAACAUUUUUAUUAAAUAAGGUAAAAAUUCUACUAGCAUAAAGCCUCUAUUCAUGAGGGAUGACUCAUUUUGCUGUACAACAUUUGAACAAGCUUGUGAAGUACUUGGAACAAUAUUGUGUGGUCAAAUGAGUCAGAGAUUGAGCUAUUUGAAUGCAUAUACAAAAAUGUUAUACAAAAUAACACAUCACCCAAAAAUACCACAGCAGCGGUUACAGUAAUAUGCAAAAGUGUGGGCACCCCUUAUACUUUUUUAGAUUUUCAAUUGUAACUGGUUGUUUGGAACAAAAAUCUUGGUUAAAUACUUUGUAGCAGAUGAACACAGAAAUAUUUGCGAAGUGAAAUGAAGUCUAUGGGAUAAAAACACAGUGCGUAAUAUUAAUAUAAACAAAAAUAGGUUGGUGCAUAAAUCUGGGCACCCUUUUGUUUUUAUUGUUUAGAAAAUGUUUAGUACUAAUUUUUGGAACUCAAAAUUUGUUUGAUAAGCUGACUGUCGCUGACUUACAUACACAGGUGAAGCCAAUCAUGGGAAAACAAGUUGCAAAUUGUUCUCUUUGCAUUAUCUCUGAAGAGUGGAAACAUGGGAGCCUAAAACAACUGUCAAAUGAUCUGAAAGCAAAGAUUAUUCAACAUUAUAGUUUAGGGGAAGGAUACAAAAAGCUGUCGCAGACAUUUCAGCUGUCAGUUUCCACUGUGAGGAACAUAGUGAGGAAAUGGAGGACCACAGGCACAGUUUAAGUUAAAGUCCAGAGUGGCAAGCUAAGUAAAAUCUCAAAUAAGCAGGGGCGAAGGAUGGUGAAGAGUCAAAUUGAACUAGUGCUGCAACGAUUACUCAAUUAAAUCGAAUUAUUCGAUUAGAAAAAGCUUCCAUCUCAAUUUUGCUGCUUCGAUUAAUCGUUUAAUUUCAGUGACGUUGGUUUGUUUUGAAAGUGUUGUACAGUAUUUAGUUUUAUGGAUUUAGGAGGAUACACUGCCCUCUGGUGACAACUCUGAAUAUGACACAACUUGUUUGGCUGAAGAGCAGCUGCUCCCUGGUAAGGCCAACAUAAGGCUGUAAGUUUUUGUCUGAGCGAAUAUGUUUGUUUAUGCAUUUAUAAUUUAGUUAAGAGGUACUGUAUAUCUGGCAGUUUUUGUGGAAAUAUUUGAAUGAUAUGAUGAAAGAAUUAUUUUUUAAAAAGUUAGCAUUUUAUAGCAUUUAAGCUACUGAACAUUUGCUAUUCAAGUUAGGUUAAUUUGAUCUACUAAAUUUACAUAUCAAUUCGACUAAUUAGACAUUUAAACUCCAAAUGUUAAAUCUUUUAUUGUCUUUUUGGUCAUAGUUUUUCAUGUAUUUUUGUUAGAGCUUGACAAAAAAUGACUAACAUGACUUCUGUGGUCUGAUUUGAAGUGGGCUAUUCAUGCUCGUCAGCUAUCAAAACUGACUGAGCUGGAGAUGUUUUGUAAAGAAGAAUGUUCAAAAAUACCUUCAACCCAUACCCAGACCCUCAUUGGAAGCUAUAGGAUACGUUUACAACCGUUAUUUCUGUAAAAGGAAGCUAUACUAAAUAUUGCUAAUGUUUUUUUCUGUAAGGGUGCCUACAUUUAUGCGCCAACCUAUUUUUUCUAUAAACUUCAUUUCUCAAAUAUGACUGUGUUCAUCUGCUAUAGGAUAUAUUUAACUCCCCAAACAGUUAGUGAUUUACAAAGGAAAAUCAUAAAAAAAUAUCAUAUUGCAUACACUGUAAGUUUUGGGGUGCGGGACAUCAUUCUAUGAGGCUGUUUCACAGCAUAUGGAACUGGCAAAGUCAGUAUAAUUGAACGAAAGAUGAAUUGGCAAAUGUACAUGUCAGGAUGAUGAAGAUGAAAGGAGGGUAGACAUUUGAACAAGGCAAUUAUCCCUCAAAUAUAGCCAAGGAAAGUCUUAAAUUGUUUCAAAGAAAGAAAAAACGUUACUAGAAUGGCGCAGCCAGUCACCUGAUAGAAACCCCAUUGAAAAUGAAUAGAAAGAACUAAAGAUCAAAGUAUAUCGAAGAGGCCCUUGAACAUUCAAGAUUUCAAGACAUUUCGUACGGGUCAAAAUCAAAACUGACCAUGGCAUGCAAUUAGUUUCAUCAUGCAGGAGGAACCUUGAAGCUGUCAUUACCAGCAAAUAUAUAUAAAUUUUUUUACAUACAGUAGUACCGCUAAUUUCAGACUAUAAGCCGCUACUUUUUUCCUUCCUUUUGAAUCCUUUGGUUUAUAGUCCAGUGUGGUUUUUUUGUUGAUUUAUUUGGAUUAAUAGGUAACAUUUUAUAUGACAGCGGCCUCAUAAGACUGUCAUGAGACCGUCAUAAUUUUGACAUGACAUUAUCAAGAGCAUUACUGAAUGUUUAUAGCAGAUGUCAUUAAGAGUCAUCCGGCAAAUUAUGUCACUAACUUCAUUUAUGUCCAGCUCGGAUCUUUUACCUGCAUUCAGAAGUGUAAUAAUUUGCCAGAUAGUUUUAAUAUAUAAUUAUAAUUAUGAUUAAUGACAGUCUUAUGGCGCCACUGUCAAAUAAUGUGUUAUCAAUUACCAUAACUAGCAAUUAAUGAAACAACUAAAACAGUAAGUGAAGAAAUAAUUAGCACAGAACAUGAAUUUUGAUUGUUAUUUACAUCUGUAGCGCUGCAAUGCAUGCUUGGAGGCAUGUUGGACAACAACAGUGUUGACAGCAGGUGGCAGCAGAGGUUGACUGUUUCCCCCAAGGGAGCAGUGAUGGCCAAACGAAGCUUUGCAGUCAAUUGGUUCAAAGCUUCACGGUGGUUCAUGCCUGGUGUGCCUUAUUGUGCGAAAAUUACGGUACUAAAUACAUUUCAGUAUGUGUGCUUGUUCAUUCAGUGCCUACAAGACUUGCUGAUGUCUUCAUAGUACAAGUCAAGCAAGCAUUGUAUAAAACAGUUAUGUUGAAAUUGUAAAUACUGUUCUUCUAAGAAUUGAGAUGUAGACUAAAAUCUUACUUUCCAAGGAGGGUGUACGCAAUAAUGAUAGGGUUUAGCUGCAGUAUUUAUUAAGGAUUUUGCGUAGGUUUUUGGGCUGUGGAACAAAUUAAUCGAAUUAUAAUGUAUUGUUAUCGAAAAAUCCCGCUCGACAUACGACCAUUUCGACUUACAAACCAGGUCCUGGAAUGUACUGUAUACAGGUUUAGUUCACAUAGAAAAAGAUUCACUUUUGAAUUGUCACAACUGGACUAAACCCAAGAGCGUAGGUUUGGUCUCAACAUUGGUAUGGACGAUAUAACACCAUAACCUCUAUGUACAGUUUUUGAUGGGGACGGGACAUUAAUAAGACCAAACAGAUUAUUCAAUUGUGGUCAGGACUACAUUUCCCACGAAUAUAAACCUAAUUAAUUGACAACCUAAAUGAUCAAUUCAAAAUAAAUCUGUAUUGACUAAUACUCGCUUUCAUGUGUAUUGGUUCAGGUGAUAGAACGUUCAAUUCAAACCUUUGUUUUCCAAAACUACUAAAGAAACAUUUUGAAGUGCAAGUCCCUUUGUUUAAAAAACAGGGAGCUAUCCAAGAAUGGGUCCACUACUGAGGGACACUGGAGCACACCGAGACUCAAACUAAAGUAUUGUAUUAUAAAAGGGAUUUGUGAAAAAAAUUGUGAAAAAAAUUUGAGACAACCAAUGACCGAUUUACAUCUAGUCAUACUAGACUACCCCAAGACAUGUCAGUUCAUGUUUAUGUCAGUUUCCCCCUGAAGUGGACCCAUUCUUGGAUAGCUCCCCAUUUUUUUUAAACAAAGGGACUUGUACUCUGAAGCCACAGCGUUACUUUACCGUAAUGCAAACAAUGAUCCAAAUGAGGGACGGCUCGCUUGACUUUGUUGUUCCUUGUGGAGGCUGGCCUGACCGCAGCAGUUUUGUAGGUUAGCAAGUUCACACAGUUUAAUGAAAUGCUAACUCUGCUGCAGGUCGAACUUUCAGGAGCAAAUUUAGUGGUGCUUCCCCCACCUUCACAACAUUGACUGCUUUUUACAUUCCUUCCAACUUCUAAUAUCCCUCCUCUUCGAAUGGGGCGGUGGAGGCAGCAUGUUGUCGACAUGAAUCUGUCAGGGCUGUGGGUGUGUUUGUGUAAUUCAUAAUGCAAAUAAGGUUGCUUAAAGGGUCCCACGGAUAGAAAGAUAAAUGUUAGUACGAGGCAUAAUAAUUUGAUAUUAAAACCCCUCUUAAUGUUUUCGUUUUAAUAAAAUUUGUAAAACUUUAAAUAAAAAAAUAAACUAGUAGCUCGCCAUUGUUGUUGACAUCGCAGGGCGGUGACGUCACAUAGCCACUCUGCCGUACUUCACAGUGUCAUUCUUUAACGAUGUAAGGUAGUGAUGUAAAUACACCACAAGGUGUCAAUGGCGAGUUUUAAAUUAAUAAGAGAUCAAACCAAUGAGUGCGUUUUGUCCCUCGACUGACGCUGUAUUUUUCCUGUUUAAUGCGGGUCCAUCGUGAUUUACUUUCAUUUGAGUGUUGUCUUCACAACAAACAAGACUCCUGAUCAUGGCUCCCAGCAUGAUAGUUGGUAUAUUGUGACUAAAUAUUGCCAUCCAGUGUAUUUGCUGAGCUAAACGAGUUGCUAAAAUGUUUAAAUAGAGUUUGACCAUAAGUUUUAUGUGUAUUUUGCAUAUUUAUUUUGAUUGUAAAUUUAUGAUCCAAUUCUCUUUGCAUUGUUGUUUAAUUGUGUGAGAAUAGGGCUUCUUUAAUACAGAUUGUAACACUUUUUGUUUACAUUAUUUUUUUGAGCGAUAUGAAUAUUAUUUUUGUUGUAUUUUCACUAUAUGGUACUUAUGUUUGUUGUGAAGGAGUUGCCACUCCUUUCUCCCUUUCUCUCUGCCUUACACCCCACUGUUGUUUAAAGGAAAACUACGGCGUCAGUCAAGGAACAAAACCGCUCAUUGGCUUGAUCUCUAAUUAAUUUAAAACUUACCAUUGACAUCUUGUGGCAUAUUUAAAUCACUACCAUACAAAAUUAAAGAGUGACACGUUGUUUUGUUUUGUGUUUUUUUAAAGAGUGACGCGCGGAAUAGCAUAGCACGAAUGCCAUUUUUAGACCGCAAGGCUCCGUGACGUCACCAUCGUACACCGGAAGGGGGUCAACAUAUCAGCGCGCACGCAUACAACCAAUGCUAUUACUUCUUGUUUUUUGCCGGUAAUCUUUCAAAAAAGAGCACGCCGAUUAAACACUGCUACUAUGGAACUUGUAGAAAAGACUUUAGACAUUACAACCGUCCACAUAUGAAGGAUGUUUUUUUCAUACGUUUCCCAAAGCCAAAAACUCGGAGGGAAAAAAUGUGAACAAUGGAUAAAUUAGUGCGGACGUCCAAAAGACCAUUUUAACGCCAGCAAGGUGAAGCUACUCACCUUCAUAUGCAUUUGUAUUGUAAGCCUGUUCAUGCCUACAGGUAGGCUCUAGAUUUAACAGCUUUACCUUUUGGAAACCUGUUGGAAAGAAACAACAAUGCCACUUCUAAAAUGAGUAAAAAAUGAUUCUAAAUGAGAUAAGAUUUGCUUAUAACAAAUAAGAAAAUUCUGCCAAUGGAACAAACAAUUUUUGUCUUGGUGGGAAUUCUAAAAAUGAGAUAUCCAUUUAGGAUAACGUAGUAAAAUAUAACUAGUUUCAAGAUCUUGUUGAACUAGUAAAAUAUAACUAGUUUCAAGAUCUCAUUCAUCCUGAAUAGAUGUCCUAUUUUAAGAACUCUUACCAAGACAAAAAUUGCUUAUCCAUUAGCAGAAUUUUCUUGUUAUGAGCAAAUUUCCAGUGGGGGCAGUGUAAAUAAAUUAAUAGAAUUACGAUUUGGUAUUAAUGAAAAAAUUAAAGUUGUUCGUCGGCUGUCACAGAGUAGCAUUUGCGAUCGCUACACAAAAAUAGCAAUUUAAAUGACCCCCAAGAACGGUCAGAGACGGAAGACAAACAGAGGAUAUGAUAUAUAAGAAAGCCAGGGCAUAUGGGGGUGAAGGAUAGCUUGUUGAAACAGGAGAAUGUCAUUGUCAGUGGCAUAAGGCAAUGCACACAAGAAAAAGGUCAAUAAAAAAAAAAAAACUACCUAUGGAUCAGGUUGGCUCUUUUUCCCGUCUUUUUCAGCCCUCAACACUCAAGCCACCUCUUUAACUGAAAAUAUGUAUGUUCUUUCACAUCUUUACCAGUGAAUUUGGCACCAAGAACAUCAUUUUCGGACAGAAUUGGUAGGUUUAGCUCAAGAAACAUCUUGCUUGUACACUAAUUACAUGCAUCUAGCAUGAGGGACAAACGUGAGCCCUAGCAACAGUUGCUAACAUCAUGAAUAUUAAUGAGCACAAGUGACGUGUUGCGUGCGGUCCGCUAUUCCGGCAGGGUGGCCCUGUGAUGUCACCGCCCUGCUACGUCAACAACAAUGGCGACCUACAAGUUACAAUAAUUUUACAAAUUUUAUUGAAACAAAAGUAUUCAGGGGUUUUUUAAUAUCAAAUUAUUAUAAUUUGUACUAAGAUUUAUCUUUUAAGAACUACAUGUCCUUAUAUCCGUGGUUCCCUUCAAAAGUUGGUGUGGACAAUUUCAGCAUCCUGAGAAGUUGGUAAUGUUAUGUCCCUAUGCAAACCUUUGCGCUUGACUAAACCCUCUUCCCAAAAAUGUCUGUUAGUUCAAGUAUCCAACUCAUUGUUACUCAUUGAGACCUUGCGUGACUACCUGAUUAGGGAGAAGAAUAGGCAGUUCAAUUUCAGCAUGCUCGGCAUCCAGCAAAUUCACAGCAUCGGUGGCGGUGGCAGGUGGAGGUGUUGUGUCUGAAGCCUGAGGGGAUGGGGGAUCGCUGCAGAUGUUGGGUUCUACUGAGUUGCGGAGGGACAGGGACAGUGCCGGCGAGAGUUGUCUUGGCACCCGUGAGGAGGAACAGGGAAAGAUUUUCCCAAGUGCUCGCUUGAAGUCCCUCAUGAAGAGCGGGUAGAUGAUGGGAUUCAUGGUGCUGUUGCAGUAGCCCAGCCAUGUAAUAGCAUCGAAGAGUGCCAGGGGGACACAGUCGCACACUGCCUGAAUGAACAAAGUGAAAUUCACUGCACCUGUACUAUAGGUUCAGUACUAUUUUCCUUUUAGAUUCAAAAACAUAUGAGGUUGGCAUAUUACAGUAUUUAAAACCAAUAAAAACAAUAAGAUGAUUUACAAAUCAUUUCCUACCUCUGAUAACUAACUCUACUACAAAGAUGAGAAAGUUAAUUCCAACUGAUGAGUGUUGUAAAGCCCAAAUAAUGAUCAUUAGUUUUAACAGUAAGUAUUUUGUCUUUGUAAAUGUUUCAAUUAAAUGUAAGAUGAAAAGGAUUUGCAAAUCAUCCUAUUCUAUUUUCAUAAGUUUUACACACUGCUACAACUUUAUUGAAAUUGUAGAUUGUAACAUUUGUGAUACUUUGGUAUGUCUAUUAAAUCGUUAAUUUGUCACUGGGUUGGCCACCUUGUCUGAAUUGGAACUGUACUUCACAAGGUGAUUAAAUUUCACAGCCUGGAAACCAUUUUCUCAAAAAUAUUUAACACUCCCUCCUGUUAUGGUGACAGGUCAAAUUGACCCGUUUUAAAUUUUACCACAAUUCUAAAGGGAAAUUUAUAUAUUUUUUUCAUUUGGAUGUUUACUCACAGAGGUCUUAAUGACCUGUUUUUUUCCCAAUUUCAAAUUGUCUAAUUUUUUAAUGAAACAUUUAACAUAUUUUGCAAUGAAAUUAUCAGUUGGGUUAUUUUAUGAGGAAAUUUAGUUUUAGAGGUGAAAUUAUCCCAUCUUUUUGUAAAAAAAAAAAAAAAGAUUCUUUUUAUUUUGUAUUAGUAUUUUGGGGGUAUUAAACAUGUUUUACUUAACUUAAUAAAGGUUAGUGCUUACCAUUAGAUUAAAGUAUUAAAAAUUCAGUAUCUGACACGUUCAACUCUCAUUGUCAUUGACGGCGAUAGACGUCCAAUCCAUUUUGACUCAGAGGGACACAGUGCUACGGGAAGUGGGGUGCUGAUGGUGCUGCAGCGCCCCCUGUUAUGGAGGGGAAAAAUGUGUUUUGAUAGAUUCCUUUUGGUUGUUGUUAAAAAAAUAAAUCAAUAAAUAAAACAUUUUGAAACAAUAGCGUAUUUAACUUUGGGGAGUAAAUAUAUAUGUUGAAAAAGGUUUUUGUUGUUAAUAACAUGGUCACCACCUGACAGCUUGCUUGCUACCAGGUCAAGUUGGAUAAGGUGCUAUUGGAACGGAAAAGUUAACUGUUGACAGAGGAGGUGUGAACAUGGCGCAAAAACGAAUUAGGGUUUUUUUCUUGACAAAAACAGCAAAACUUUCUAAAAUUCAAUCUGAGGUUGAAAAUGAUGACUUAGUCGUGGAGAACUUCAAAUAGUUUGCAUUGUAGCCAUAUUAUUGUUUGUUGUUGCUGUUGAGCUUGAGAUAUUCGUGUGCAAUUUAUUUGAGUGUUGUGAAAAGUGGCUAUUAAACCGAAGCUUAUUGGAUCUUUUAAUUUUCGACUGUGUUUGUGUGUCCUUGCGCCAUCUAGCUACGGGGAUUUGCAUUAUAAUACACGGGCGCUUUUAUUUCCAAUACAAAAACUCCAACACACACUGUAGGUGAAAUAGAACGCUGUUUUUGUUGUAGCCGAAUACUGUAUGUAAACUAUCCAGCAUACGUGUGAAAAUCCUCAUUUCUAACCUUGUCAACGUCUUGACUAUAUGUUCUGUUCAUUUUGCAGCUCAUUUAAAAAGUAAAAGUAGGACUUUUCAAGGAAAACACAAAAUUGUCUGGGUGACCCAAAACUUUUGAACUGUAGUGUAUAUGAAUGGCGUAAAACACAAACAAGGCUGAAAAAGCAGUUUCUUCUCUUCCAACCCUCUUUAAAAUAAACUGCUGUAUUUAAGCCAAAAGAACUGCUGUGUUUGAUAGAACAACAUGUCUAUAUGCUGCCAUAGCAGUUUCAUGACGCAUUAAG
This is a messenger RNA of Corythoichthys intestinalis (scribbled pipefish), 11144 nucleotides long. RefSeq names its product transmembrane and coiled-coil domains 4 (gene tmco4). Lineage: Eukaryota; Metazoa; Chordata; Actinopteri; Syngnathiformes; Syngnathidae. The record is from RefSeq and is a predicted model, not a curated record. The coding region runs from base 230 to 2221 and encodes 663 amino acids. The transcript is spliced from 14 exons.